AUGAGCUCCUUAUUUUCAAUAUUCGCAGUACUUCCAGUUCUCUUGGGCGGGUUGUUUUACUACGCUCACCAUCGAACUUACGGCAAUCUGGACAUCUCUACCUCCUCAGUUGCUUACGAUCGAUCCCGUUACCACAAUCUUCUAGACUGGGAUAAAUAUGCGCUCAAUAUUGAAGGCGUACCUACACAAAUCCACUCUGGAGAAUUUCAUUAUUGGCGAGUGCCUGACAGAGAAAGAUGGGAAUCUAUAUUAAAACAGUACCGUUCAGCCGGCUUUAAUACGAUCAGAAUCUACUUUCAUUGGGGCUAUCACUCUCCUGCUGAAGGUGUCUACAAUUUUGAAGGCAACCGAGAUAUUGAAUAUCUUCUGAAUCUCUGUGAAAAGUUAGGAUUAUUUGUAUUAGCAGCGCCUGGCCCCUAUAUAUGUGCAGAAACCCAAGCAGGUGGAUAUCCCAGCUGGCUUGUGGCCAAAAGAAAUUUGAAAAUUCGCCAUAAUUUUGUUAUGUUAUGGCGGGUCUAUGAUCCAGAGUUCGCUAAAUACGAAGUUGAGUGGCUCAACCAUAUUUUGCCCAUCAUUAAGCGACAUCAAAUCACGGAAAACGGGGACCUGCAACAAUUAGCAGCGAACAAUAACAGAAAAGGCUGCGUGUUGGCUUUGCAGAUCGAUAAUGAACUCUUUGAAUCCAUGGCCAAUUUGCUUCCUAUCGGCUUACACGAUCAAAUGAGGAUUUUAUCAAAGGCGGCGAGGGAUAUUGGUAUUACUGUGCCACUUUUCACCAAUGAUGGAUUUGAGGAACAUAGUUGGAUCGCUCGACCUGAAUUAGACAAGGUUAAUAAGAAGAAAUUUUGGAGUAAAGAUAAAUUUGGACUUGAUUUAUAUGGUUUCGAUAAAUACGUCAUUUUCGCCCCGACUAGUUCUCCUAAAUCUUGGUUAAUCAAUAGUGGUGUGUCCGUUGGCACAUGGGAUGAAUGGAAUCCCAAAAAUAUGGAGAAGUCGAUGGAUAAACUUGAAAAGACUGUUCGUGGUUUUGGCGGAGGUGCUGCGAAGUCUCCAUUAUUUAUUCCUGAACUUCAAGGUGGCUGGUUCAACCAUUAUCAACUACAACAUACAUACGAUCAAAUUUAUGACUACUACGGCGACGAAUAUACCAAACUAUUACUGGAGACAGCUUUGGCCCAAGGUCUUACAAUGACAAGUAUUUAUAUGAUUUACGGUGGUACUAAUUGGGGGACACUUGGUGAUCCUGACGUGUAUACUUCUUAUGAUUAUUCAGCAUGUAUUAGAGAAUUUGGCAUGCUUUCAUAUAGAGGAAGAAAUAUAAGAAAGACAAUCCUUUUAACCCGUUCUUUCGAUCCCUACUUUACCAAAACGGAACGUGUAGAACAUCCAAAUGUCAAAACUUCAAUUCCACAUACUAUGAACCUUCAACGUCAGUCAAUUGCGGAAGAUCAAAACGUCACUUUCACAUUCUUCAGGAAUUUCGACCGCAAGAAAAGAGAUACUUUUAAUGUUACCGUUCAGAUGGAAGAGGAUACCAUCACGAUGGGAUGCUACCUGCCUUAUAAGUCCUCUUUCAUCGCUAUAGGUAAUUACACUACUCUGAACAACGUUCACUUGAUUAUAUCAACAAUUCCAAUUCUGACACGUAUGGUGCAUAAGGCGACAAAUGAAGAAGUAUGGAUUGUGGAGCCUAAUACCAUUGGCUCCAUGGCUUUCUCAAAUAAAGAAGUUAAGCUAUCUGGUAACAUGCAUGUUGACAGCUUGACCACUGAUGGACAAGCGAUAAUUUUGAACUUCAAAACGGAUCAUGGUUGGACCAAGAUCGAAACAGUUGACGGAAGUCUCUUUAUCAUUGGUCUCAACAAACAGGACGCCAGUACAUUAUUUGCUGAAUUUGAAGAACCUUACUGGAACAAUAAUGUGAAGAAGUACCCAUCCGUUAUAGCAUGGGGUGCUGACAAUUUUUACUACGACAGGGAAUUACGAAAGCUGGAAAUCAACCAUCGUCCUUCUGAAAAAACGGUUCAUGUACUGUCUUUAGAUGAUGUUGAUAGAAAUAAUGCCAGAUCCAUUAGUUAUGAUCUCCCAUUUAUUCGUACUGUCGAUUUCGAUUCUAAACCAGUGGGACCCAUCUCAAUUAAAUCUACACUUUGGGAACAACGUUCCGUCGACUUCGAGAACCUACCAUGGCAAGAGUUGAAGAGUAUCAAUGGAACCAAGAGUAUUACUUUCGAUGCAAUAGAUUACUUAUACACCAGUGGACACGUACUAUACAGCACCUCUUUUCAAACACCCAAUAAGGAACACCCAUACGUGUCUCUCUCUUUGAAUGCUCGUAACCGCGCUACAGUCAUUUUGAACGGACAUGUUGUAGGUGGUCAUACAACCUAUUCUCGGCAAUUAUUCAUGCCGGGGGCUAAAAUCGGCCCUGAUCCAUACUUUUUGGGCUCACAUAAGUACAACCUAUCACCUUAUCUCUUGCGCUCAGGCACUUUGCAAAAUAAGCUCGUCGUCCUCGUAGAGAGUUUUGGCUUAUGCCGUCAGGCGUUUAUCAUGAAUGAUAUCCGUAAUCCACGCGGAAUGAUAAGUGCCAAAUUGCAUGGUCUCAUUUCGAACGAGAGCGCGGAAUGGAAGAUUGCUGGUGUAGACGUUCAAACGCUAUCUAACCCCUUUAAUAGUGUUGGUUUUCCAGAUGAAAAUCAAGCUGAAGGAUGGCGGAAGUACAGUGAUGUCCAGAGAAAUGAUGCUGGGAAUUGGUGCAUUCCUAUAUCUAUUUCUGACGGCGUACAAUGGUUCCGUUUUACAUUUGAUAAUGCCUAUAAAAAGAAAUCCUCCGCGUUCAGUAUUCCUUUGCGUCUUCAUAUGGAAGGAGAUUGGACGGCUAUGGUAUAUGUCAAUGGCAUGCUCAUUGCUAGAUAUUACGGUAAUGGAGAUGGACCUCAACAUGAUUUUUACUUGCCUGAAGAUUUGAUUCGCGAGAAAAAUAAUGAGGUCAAGAUUCUGGCUUACACAUGGAAAGACACAGAAGGUCAACUCUCUAUUGUGGGAUGGCCUGUAUUACAAGAUAGUGGUAAUUUGAUAACGCAUGUAACUGACGAAAGACCGGACGAGUAUAUGGUCUAUAAGGAGCGAAUUAAUUUGUAA
Mycotypha africana is the source of this 3144-nucleotide messenger RNA. Its product is annotated as glycoside hydrolase superfamily. Gene Ontology annotation, cellular component: vacuole. The record is from RefSeq and is a predicted model, not a curated record. NCBI's taxonomy places the organism in Eukaryota, Fungi, Mucoromycota, Mucoromycetes, Mucorales, Mycotyphaceae. Gene Ontology annotation, biological process: carbohydrate metabolic process. The transcript is spliced from 4 exons. Bases 1 to 3144 code for a protein of 1047 amino acids. Gene Ontology annotation, molecular function: beta-galactosidase activity.